AUGACAACCAUCCGUUGUCUUCUGGCUAUUGCAUCCUUUAAAAAUUGGAAACAAUAUCAACUAGAUGUCAACAAUGCUUUUUUACAUGGAGAUGAUACACCAAGUAUUCUUGCUCUCCAAAAUCAUCAGCAUAUUGUUUUUAGCAUUAAAGACUUGGGACAACUUACUUUCUUCCUUGGUCUUGAAAUCAGAUAUCUCCCUCAAGGUAUCAUCAUAACACAAAGCAACUUCACCAAAGAGUUUUUAUUAGACAGUGGUAUAACCAAUUUUAAAAAAGUUGUUACCCCUCUUCCUAUCAAUCUAAAGCUACAAAAAGACAAUUUCCCAAUUUUCCAUGAUCCACCUUUGUACCGUAGCCUCGUUGGAAAAUUAAAUUUUUUAACCCACACCUGUCCUGACCUCGCUUAUACAGUACAAAAACUAAGUCAAUAUCUUCAGAAUCCUACUCAAGCCCAUUACAAUGCCUUACAACAUACACUCCACUAUGUUCAUUCAAUAGCUGGUCAAGGCAUACUUCUUCAUGCCAUUGAUAGACUUUCCUUACAAGCCUUCUCUGAUUUUGAUUGGGGUGCCUGA
Molecule: messenger RNA, 576 nt
Organism: Amaranthus tricolor (Joseph's coat)
Lineage: Eukaryota; Viridiplantae; Streptophyta; Magnoliopsida; Caryophyllales; Amaranthaceae
Exons: 2
Coding region: 1-576 (191 amino acids)
Source: RefSeq, a predicted model, not a curated record